This is a messenger RNA of Plenodomus lingam JN3, 3126 nucleotides long. Lineage: Eukaryota; Fungi; Ascomycota; Dothideomycetes; Pleosporales; Leptosphaeriaceae. The record is from RefSeq and is a predicted model, not a curated record.
AUGCAAGCAACAUACCUGAGCGAGGUGUUCUGGGGCGGUUGUGGGUCUAAAGCAUAUUUUCAGUACGGACUGGAGGAGUUGCAAGGCCAUCUGGUAGGGGAGUUGGGCCAGAUGGGGAACCUGGGAAGCAUUUUGGCUGGUUUGGGUGGGCAUCAUUCCCAAAUCAAACCCCCAUACCCAAAAACCGCACUUCACUUCACUCCCCUCACAGUCACCCCCGUGCAGAAGACGCGCAUACCAACACCUCCCCCCCUCCCCCUUCAAACCCCGACCCCAAACCCGCCCCCGCACCCCCCGCUCCGACCCCAAACCCACCCCCGCACCCCCGGCUCCGACCCCAAUCCCGCCCCCGCCCCCCAUGCUCCGACCCCGCCCCAACCCAACCCUCCAACCGCGCCCAACCGCCCAACCCAACCUCUCCGUUCAAACUCCGACCCCAUCCAUUCAAACACCGACCGACGCUCCUCCGCAACGGGACCAAACCGCACAACCGCGCAAGCUACACAACGCGCGAUAAAGUCGUAUAGCAGCACGCGCGGCCUAGUUGGCGUGCUGUCUUGCUGGUUUUGGGGAGUUGUGGUGUGGGAUUGGGGAGUCUGUUGCGGGAUUCGGGAACGUGUCGUGUAUGGAGGAUGGGGUGGGUGCGGUUGGGGGAGAGAGGGGGGAUGGGGGGAGGGGAAAGAGGACGCAGGUUGCGUGUUUGAAUUGCCGGAGGAGGAAGAGUCGGUGUUUGUUCAACAACAACAACAACCUCUCCCCUCAUUGACGGUGACGGCGCCAGAAGGGAGUUUGCACACGCUCGGCAAUCUCGGCACGUGGCAGGAACCCGGUGCAAACCAAGCGCAAUACGGCGAAGAGCUGCAAAACUCACGAUCCAACUCGUCGAAUGCAGAGGAGUUGCCUUUUUCUAAUCUACAGAAUCCCUCGGAUGCCUUGGGUAUUCUGGCAAGGGUUGCCGGCGAAUCGAGCUCGAAUGAAGAGAAUGGCGGCGCGGCGACUUUGGCUGCGUCGAUCAGCACAAGGCCCACAGGAUCCCUUUCGACGUCUAUGCAGGCUCCGCUCUCAUUUUCCUAUCCGCUGUUGGAUCGUGGGGUUUUGACGGUGCAUUCGCUGUGCCAGCUUCUCCUUCGAUUUCAACAACACUAUCAUCCGUAUUAUCCACUGGCGCCUGCGCAUGCUUUUGAGACAUCAAGGCUGUCGGAUAUGGUUACCAAGGAGCCGCAUUUGCUCACGGCAAUUCUGCUCAUCGCCUCGAAAGAUUUGGUGGAUGAGCCGCUGAUUUAUGAAGCGUGUUCCGAGCACAUGAAGAGUCUUGUUGCCACUUUGGCGGCAGGAGGCGAUGCAGGCAUCGAGGCUGUGGAGGCUUUGUUGCUACUUGCAGAGUGGGCGCCCUAUACCCAACGAGGCUCUGGAAAGGUGGGCAAGGGGGAAGAAGACAAGGAGAGUUGGAUGCAUGCCGGGCUCGCUCUUCGGAUUGCAUACUAUCUCGCCCUCGACAGAUACUCGUUCCGCUUCGUCGACCAGGGAAAAGAUCCCGAUCACCACCGCAAACGCCUCAUCUGGACUUAUACAUACGUCUCCGACCGCCACAUCAGCAUUCGCAUUGGCAAAGGCUUUUGGUCUCGUGGACCAGGGCCACUGACCACCCUCCGGCGCGAAGACUAUCCAACCCUCAUCCCCAAGAAUCCAAACGAAGAAGACUACGCCUCGAUAUUCCAGGCAAAUCUCGAAUUGACUCAACUCUUCAGCAACGUCCACGACACACUCUACUCCAACCCAGGCUCCAGUUUCCGUACGCACAUGAGCGGCAGCUAUAUAAAAUUCAUCGAUGACUUUCGCUCUGCCAUCUACGGCUGGAAGUCUGUCUGGGGUACCCUGACAUGCUCUCCACCGCUCAAAGCCUGUCUCCUAAUAUCCUAUGACUACCUCCGCCUCUACACCAAUGCCUUUGCCUUUCAAGCCACCGUUCUCCGCGCCCUUCCUUCCUCCACCCAGCCCACCGACCCCAUGUCCUCACAGGCAGCAAGCGGAAUGCACAUCCCGCAACGCGUCUUCGCCAACAACGUCGGAGCCGUUGGCGACGCACGCUUCAUAUACGAAGGUCUGGAUGCCGCAAAAGCCAUCUUGACCACGGUAAACAACUUUGUCGAUCCAGAGCGCAGUCUGCGCUUCAUGCCACUGCGAUACUACCUCUACCUCGUGUACGCCGGCGUCUUCCUCUACCGCGCCCGUUGCACCGGCGUCAUUUCCGCAGACGAAGACCGCGCCAUCCGCGCCAUGAUCAAUGAAACAAUCACACGCCUACAGCGCGCCGCCGUCGGCUCCGGCGCCGGCAUCCAACACCCAGGAAGCCGCUACAGCCAGCUGCUCAAGCUGCUGUGGGCCAAAGUCCCCCGCAAAGACAAACGCGAACGCAGUGCCUUCAGACACCCAGGCACAACCAUUGCCUCCAACAUCCUAGACUCCAACGGCUUUCCCACCACCGCCUCCCACCGUCCUCCCCAUAGUCACCCUCCCGCGCAUACGAACCAGCAGCAGUCGCCCCAGGCUAGCUCUACAGGCACCACGGGCGAGUCCCCCGCGCUCACGGAGCAAAUGGGGGAUUUUGGCUGGACCGAUCUUUCGGCCGUGGGCGAGUUUGCGGUGCAUGGGGCUGCGGCGACGGGGGCGGGGAACGAAGACCAGAGUGCGCUGUGGAAUGGGUUUUUGCCGCUGGAUAUGGGAUGGGGGGCGCCGGGGCAGGGGUUUGGGUUUGAAGGGCUGGGGAACUUCGAGGGGGAAUCCAAGUACUGUACUAUCGAGUAUGGAGAAUUCUUACGCUCGUGCCAUGCACAUCCCGGAAGCAUCUCUAUGCCGGCCAGCGCUAGUGUCCGUGCAAUACCCGAAGCUACUACCGGCCAGGAUCGCAGCUACAUCAACCAUGAAAGUCGUUUGAAACGACACGGUGCCUUGGCGGCUCGCUCAAUGGGGCAGCUCAACUCGUCACACUGUGUCGGUCACCAAGCUCAUGUGUGGAGGCUUGGCCGGGACGCAAGCUCUGUGGCCAUAUAUUUUCACCCUCCUUUUAGCCGUUUACGAGGCAGCUUCACACAAGCGUGGGCCAUCAUCUAUGCACUUAGCGGCUAG